Anopheles nili is the source of this 9815-nucleotide messenger RNA. It is a transcript of the gene enc, whose product is annotated as protein encore. Gene Ontology annotation, molecular function: nucleic acid binding. Bases 1 to 6621 code for a protein of 2206 amino acids. NCBI's taxonomy places the organism in Eukaryota, Metazoa, Arthropoda, Insecta, Diptera, Culicidae. The transcript has 12 exons. The record is from RefSeq and is a predicted model, not a curated record.
AUGAGUACCGCUGCCGCUGCCGCCCCGUCACAGCACUCUUCUGAAAACCGCACGCACACGACCGCCGUCCUCGUAGGUUCAGAACAGCAGCCUGGUGGCAGCGCGGACGCGGUUCCGGUGGAAAACGGGCUUCCCUCUUCCGGUAUGCCAUGUGCGCCCUGCAACGACUCACCCGCUAUCUCAGCCUGCUCGGCGGAGGCACUGGCGGGUAGCGCCGUGGCCGAGGACCAAACAGACACAACUGCCCCGUCGGGUGGUGGAACAGGCCAGCAGCAACCAAUGGAGGGCUCGCAACAGCAACAGCAGCAGCAGCAGGAUCAACCUCCGACUUCCGGUGCUCGGCCGUCAUCUGGCGGACGCCAGCAAAGGCUUGCUGGUGGCAAAGGGAAACACUUAACCCGCAGUCACGCCAUGCGUGAGUCAACCUCCCCGCCCCGAACACCGACGCCACGAUCUCCAUCCGACACGCACAACGGCAACCCGAUUGGCAACGUCGGCAAUGGAGUAGUCACCACGGCCACUGCCACCACCAUCGCCUCCGCCGCACCCACGAUCGCUAGCACCAGCAACGCGCUCAGCAAUGGCCCCCAAAGUCAGCCCGUCGAGCGAUCGUCCACCAUGAACGACGGCGAGUCCCUCGCCAAGCACAACAGCUCGGGACCGGGUGGUGGUGGUGGUCUAGGCGGUGGCGCCAGUGGCAACAGCUCCCCCAACAUCGUGCUGUUCACCGGUGGUGAUGACCAACAGCAGCAUCGCGGUGGUAAGAGCCAGCUGGAUCUCGACUUCCCGAAGCUGACACCCCCGAAAACGACCUUCAAUCCGAACGCUGGUAGCAACGGUACACAUCAUCCCCACUCGCAGAAAGCCGGCAACGCCAGGACCAAUGGUAGUGGUGCUAAGCUGAACGGCGGUGGUGCCGAGUCGGAUAAAUCUUCUCCACCGGUCUCAGCAACGGCACCCAGCAGCAACACUAAGCAGACGUCACCAGCGCAGGAGACAACAACGGUUACGGUUUCGGCGAACUGCGUAGGCAACAGCGGCCAUGACAGUCCGGACGGUGCGACGACUCCGACCAACGGUCGAGGGUUGCUGGCGGGCUCGAGUCCGUCCAAUCACGUGCUCCUGCCGGUGUCGGUAGUGUCCGGCAGCGCUAGCGGAGCGGGGUCCGAUGGCCCGGUCGGCGAUGAUUCGGCGGACCACAACCACGCGAGUGCGGGACUUUCAGCGCACGUUUCACCGGUACCGUCAUCGGCAAGCAGCAACUAUUGUGAUAACGAAGGACGCCACGGUCAGUACUACCACCAUCAGCAACGGGAGGUGAAUUUCGGCAGCAACAGCGAGGGCGGAAGUGGUGCCGGGCUGGUGCCGUCGAAUGCGGACGGUCCGAUAAACAUACAGUUUUCGCACGAAACGGAAACCCGUUACAUCCAGUGCGACAGUCCUACCGAAAGCCUUAUAAGGAGCGGCGGAGGGAGUGGUGGUGGAAAUGCGAGCUGCACGGCGGCUCCCACGGGCGGAGCGGGCAGUGGAGGCAAGAAGCGAAGUGGUGCUUCCGGAAAAGGUGGAGGGAAGGCGGCUCGGUUGAAAAACCUGAGCGGAGGAUCCUCCUCAAGCGUCGACGGUGGUGGAGGCGGAGGAGGAGGAGGCAGUGGAGGAGGAGGUGGAGGCAUGGGUUCGUUCAUGUCGCGGGACAGCCUGUGCGAGCCGUUCACCGACCAGAGUGGCGUAAAUUUGCUGCAGUUCUUCAAGGAAACACUGAACAAGAACUUCAAGGAUCGCAACAUGCUAAUGAAGAUCGAGAAGGAGCUGUUGUCGCUCGCGAUGGACCGCACCCGGAACCAGAUGAAGUUCCCGCCCAUGUCUUCCUACAACCGGAUGCUGAUCCACCGGGUCGCGGCGUACUUCGGUAUGGAGCACAACGUAGAUACGACGCAGCAGUGCGUGAUCGCGGAGGUGACGUCCGCCACCCGUAUCCCGGACAUCCGGUUCAAGAAUCUCAUCUCGGACAGCUUCUCCGAGGAGCCGCGCAAAUCUAUCCUGAAGCGGGACACGCACAGCUUCGACGAGUACCACCGAUUCAUUGGUGGCGGAGGCGGCGGUGCAGGUGGCGGUAGUUCCGGUAGUGGGCUGUUGCAUUGCCCUGACCGGGGCAUGCUGGACCGAAAGGCGAAGAGCUUCGAGGAGCGCGAAGAGGAGUACGAGAAAAGCAAACGGAGGCUGUUCAAGAAUCGAGAGCACGAUUCCGAGUCCGAUCAGUGGCAAUGGAUAUCGACCGAUGGUGGUGGUGUUGCUGGUGGCGGCGCUGGUGGAGGUACGACGCUGGUUGACCUGAAUGCCGCCCGGCACCAGCAGAAACUGCACAACAAUCGUUUGCUGAAAGUACAAUCAGUGUCAAUUGAGGGCCGAUCGGACGAGCGGCCGUGUGUGUCGAAAUCGCAUAGCUUCGGCGGAUACGGCGGAUCAUCACAGAAUGCAUCGUUGUUGCGGGGUGACUCGAUAACGUCGACCAAAAGUGCCGGUGCGCGGUUGUUCACGAAGCAGGACUCGAACGCUAGCACCAACACGCCCUGGAGGCUGUCUCCGUCGAGCAGUGGGUCGUACCUUACUUCCAGCUACAAAACCCAGUCGAUCCGUUCGGAUUCGGUAACGCCCUCUCCGACCGGCUACGGUAGCGGCGAUCAUACACCGGAACCGUGUGUCCCAUCACCGUCGGCCACGUGUGGCGUGAUGUGGGCCGUCACCGACAUGGCGAGCGUGCCGAAGGGCAGCGUGCUGAUCGAUCCACAAACGUUUCAACCGAUCGUCAAUCAGGACGGGACGCUGUAUCAUUUCGAUCCCUCCAACCUACCCCCGGCGGCCGGUGGUCCUUGGCCAGGAAAUGGCAAAAUGUCGAAGCGAAAGUUCGAAAAGCAGAAAUCCUUCAACAGCAAGAACAAUCUGAACAGCAGCAGUUCGCUCGACAGCACGAUCGAUGGAUCGGCGGUGGGAAGAACAGUUGACUGUGGACAGCAGACUGCGGUGCCGACACCGGGUGAUCCUGGUUCCGGUGCCAUUACUACCAUUAUGACAACGACGACAACGGUAACUCCCACCACCAUUGCGGAAGAAGUCGUUAAUGAACUGGGGUGCUAUGAUGUGGACAACACCGGUGGCCUAAAAUUGCUAAGCAUCAAGGACAGCCAGGACAUGGACGAAAAUUCGAGCCUCUGUGAAGAAAUCACACAAACCACUAACGAGCUUGGCGGGUUGAAGAUACAAAAGCAUCAAGCCACUAGUCCUAUGCUGCAGGCCAGCGAAUUGCAAUCAAUCGAUAUGAACGAAAUCCAAUACGGUACUAACCAGAACGAUUGCGAGAAUCUCGCGAGUAACACAAACUCCUCCGCCAUGUUGGACGACGAUCGCUCCCUGAUCGACGAGGUGGUGGAAACAACGGGAGGUGACACGGACGAGCUCGGUGAAGCCCUCGACGCCAUCGACAAACCGGAAGAGCACAAUCCUCCACUGGGAGGAGCUGUACAACUGUUACAUGUGCACGAUCCUGUCAGUAGUAGCAGCACGCUUGAUGCCGUGGACGAUGACGAGGAUCGUAGUGAAACUCCGACCGACGGUGGUCCGGAAGAGACGGACAAAAAGAGCGAUAUGGUGAAGGUGGCUAACGUUGUACAGACGGUCGUUCCGUUGACGAGUUACGCGAGCUCAACGACCACACCAAACAGUGGCAGCGGCAUUGGAAGCGGUGGCGUCAGUGCUUACACCGUCACGUACGACGGUGGAGGUGGUGGCCAUCCUGGUGCGACCGUGUACGCGACCGGCACGCCGGGCCUGUCAACGACGACAUAUCAGACCGCUCCCGAUGGUGCCAUCUAUGCGGUACCGUCCUCGCUGGUCUAUACAUAUCCUACGGCAAUGGAUCCGGCGGAAAUGUCCGGUGGGUACUUCGUGCCGGUGUACGAUCCACAGCAACCGCGGGACGCGAGUCUCUGUUCGACGCCGGGCGCUUCGAUCUACUCAGCACCGGCCGGCGCCACGUCGACUGUACUGCAUCCUAUCGCAUACUCGCAGAGCGCAGCAGCCGCGGCUGCAGCGGCAGCGGCGGCUUCAGCAGCCUACACCGGUGCUCCGUUGUACCAGAACCCGGUGAUGUACUCAUCCGAUCAGUACCCGGCGGCGCAGGCAGCCGCCGCAGCGGCAGCUGGCCAGCUACCACAGUACCCCAUCAGCUAUCCGAUCGGAAUAGGAUAUCCUUUCAAUGGUGCUACGUAUCAGAACUACUGGAAUCAACCCAUCACUUACUACGUUCCUCAGACGCCCGUUCCGUCGACGGUUGGCGGUGCGUCGAUCCUGAUGCAACCUUCGAUUCCGCAAACUCCGACGAAUGGUGGCGGAAGCAUCAUUACUACAGCUUCGGUGGGCCCGACAUCCACACCCGGUACCGGUUCAACCGGUGCGCCCGUGUCAGGCAAGCGUAAUACGACGCCGCCGACCAGCGGACACGGUCAGUCGCAUGGUGGCGGCACACACAGCGCCUCGGUAACACCGGUUCCGAUCUCGCCGUUCACCACCAACCUAUCCGUACCACUGCCCGAUUCGUCGUCGGCGGCCACUGCCGCACCGAUGUACGCAGCCUUUCCGCAGCCGAUCUAUCCCAACAUGCUUCCAUUCGCCAGUCCGAUGACGGCGCAUCCGCAUCCGGCCGCGGCCACCGCUGGGGCCACACUCGUUCCCACUGCCGCAUCAUUCCAUCCACACCCGCCUGCCGGCACGCAACAUCACCAUCCGGGUGGGCAUCAUUUGGUCGCGUCGUCCGUUGAAACCCCGGGCGUGGCCGGUCACCAUCAGCAUCAUGGACCGCAUCAUCAUCAGCAGCAUCAUGCGCAUCAAUCGCAGCAGCAUCAUUCGCAGGGUAACGGCGGUCACUAUUCCAGCGCAAACGGACCGUCGAACGGUGGAGGCAACGGUAGUAGCAGCAGUAGUAGCAGCAGUAGCAACAGCAGCCACAGUGGUGGCAACAAUAGUGCCACGAACGCACCGACGCCACAAUCCACGCCUAGCACGCCGCUCUCGUUGCCGAUGUCGAUGCCACCACACCAUGGAGGUGUCGGUCCAGGCGGUACUCCUAAGGGUGUACCGCUCUUUCCAACGCCCCCAAUGAUGCCGGCUGUUACGGGUGGCGGUGGAGGCUACGGCGGUGGAGGACAUCAUCACUAUGGUGGAGCGGAAGAUCGUAAAGCGGGCAACGGUGGCGGUUACCAGGGCAAACCGAGGCUUCCUAAUGCGACUUCCGGAUCGAACGGUGGUAGCUACUUCAAUUAUGGCACGUCCGGAAAUGGAGGCAGGCAGAUGACACCGAACGGCAACAGCACAGGUGGUAGCUAUCCACCGUCUGGAUCUGGUAUGAAGAGUGGAAGCUACGUACCGAACAGUACAGGGAACCAGAACAACCAGAAUGGGCCGCUGAUUCUGGGUCCACCGCCGUCUGGGAAAGGGAGCCGGCACGAUGCCGGCAACUGCAACGGACCGGUGAUGACGAACGUGGUCAAUGUGAACGGAGGUUCCUCGGGUAAGCCACCAUUGAUACCGACGCUCCCGAGCAUGGUAGUGCCAGCGGCAGCGACGUCAGCACCGAACGCCAGUACUGGAAUGUCUGGUGACAAGACGCGCCUCAACCGCUCCUCGAAGCCCCCGAAUCUCGAUCUAAAGCGAAGCUACAACAGCUACAGUGGUGUCAACAGUCGCAACACGCCUAGCACGAACUCGAAUGAAAGCAACGGUUCACCGAACAGUAUUACGUCCUCAUCCGUGCAUGAACACGCAGCGACUCAAUCGCACCCGGGAGGAAACGGAGGCCACCAUCCGCUGCCACCACCACACCAUGCGUCCUCCCAUCACCACGGGGGUCACGGUGGCAACAACCAUCCAUCGACACCGACAUCGCACCAUCACGGGGGACACCCGGUGGUGACAGCGGCAUCCGGAGGACAGCAGCAUGGGCUGCAUCAUCAUCACUCGUCGCAUCCGCAUGCGCAGCAUCAUCCCCACCACGGUGGCGGUCAACCGACGAUGCCACCGGGUCAGCAGUCGGGUCAUGGUGGACCCGGAACAACCGGUGGAGCAACGCAUUACUAUCACGCGGGACCGGCUGGCCAAUCGAUGGCACCGGCCGGAGGACCUCACUCGUCGUACUACCCGGGAGGAUCCGGAAAUGGUCCUCCACAGCGUGGCUGUAGCGUUGGCAGCAAUAGCGGAAGUGGAACCGCGGGUGCCGGUACAGGUGGAAAUGGAGGGGGACAUGGAUCGGGCCAUCCACAUACGAUGCCCGCGACCGUCAUGCACAAUUCGGCCGUUGCAGCAGCGGCCGCUGCUGCCGUUGUUGAACCGUACCAUCAGCAGCUGAUCCCAAUCAACGCUGCGACCGGAAUGUCGUACGUCAAAAUUGGGCAGGCGUACUUUCCUUCGCUAGCGUUGCCUCAGAGCCGCCGAUCACCUCCCAAUGAAAUACGUCCAAUCGCAGGUGUCUAUCCGACGAUGAACAUGGUGAUGCCAGCAUCGCGACAAUUUACGCCACGACCUCAGCACAGCAGCGGUUACAGCAAUACCAAGGCAACAAAAUCACUCCGAUAAACUACUGCGACAUUUGUGCAACGCACACUCGUUAAAGUGCAUACAUCUUCGAAAGGUCUCAACUUCUCGUUUACGUAAGUACAUAAUUCACGACCGAACGUCGUGGGAAUAAUAUAUAACAUGAUGAAGUACUUUUCGCAAUGACAACAUGAACCAUACGAUUGUUAGAGUGUGAUGUGAUGUUAUCUGAUCUGGAAUUAGAUGAUCGAGGAUAUGGGAAAAUGCAAAUAAUCUUGCUAUAAUACGAUGCGAUACGUACAAGUACUUACACGCAGCAAAUGGUACGAACCUUCUUUCCUUCCACGAUGAUCAGUGAAAAAGAAGGUAUUAGAAUGGCAAGCAAAAAGAAGGGUAAUGGGAUGAAGACACGUGGCUAUUGUCACCAAUGAGGUAUUUAUUUAAAAGAAAACAUUAUGACGUACGUAGUACUUCCCAUUUUCAAGAUAUGUUACUUUAUAAGCUCGGUAAAACGCAACAACAUGAGAAGUUACUAACUGAAAGUUCAAACGAUCAACCGAUCUGGUAGAGUCGAACCGUGGGAAAUGCGCGUUGUGUAUGUCAAUACCAUACGAUUCAGAACGUUGCAUGUCGAUUUAUUCUCAUUAGCAACCUACAGAAUGGUAUCAGUUGCUGGCCAUAACGCAAACAUGCGUUUAACAACAUCUGAUGUGCACAAGUUUGGUAUCAUUCUUACCAACAGGCAGGACCAACAAACAACCAACCGCAUGAGAUUGAACAAAGUCUUAUGUAAUGCGGGAUAAAAAAAAUGGCAAAUAUCACGUUACUGUGUGAUAGAAUCGAAAAUGAUGCUAAAGAUAUGCCUGGUUAGUCAGGAAUGGAAUGGCGACUAAAUACUUAACUACGAUAGAGAGAUUCGCUAUAUUAAUUAUUAGAAUGUUAUGAGCAGAACGGCUGAAGAAGUUGAUGGCAUUGAAAUGAAACUAUGUUCAAACAGAUGAAUCGUAAACGUGUGAUGGAGGUCUGAGAAGUUUGAUAGAUUAAUGAGAAAGAUCUUACUACGAACGGAACAGCAUGGUUAAUGGGUAGGGAUGAAAUCGAAAACAUUCUUUAACAGCUGCUAUGUUGAAAUGUUGCAAGUGGAAGCGCAAAUCGUUCAUUGUUAAGCAUCACGAGGCAAAAGGCAUAAACACAACACAAUCUACAACAAUACAUGCAACACUUGCAUGAGCAAACACUCAAGAAAGGCUAGCAUAGGUAAACACAUUCCCGCAUUGUGUUUAUUGCAAAAAGGGCACGCACUGCGUGAAUGUGUCUAAAAGGAGUGAAAACUGAAAAAGGCAAAGAGAGGGAAAAAAGAGAAAAAAAAAGAACUAUAUAAAAAUAUCUGCCGCUGUAGAAUUAUAAAGACAGGAUCGAAAUUGCGCCAAAGCUGUUGUUGUGUGAUGAAUACCAAUUGAGUUACUGCUUCUUAGAAAUGUGUGAUUGAUCACCAAAACUAAUAAUAAUAAUGAAAGAAUAACAAUGCAUACCGUACUACAGAGGUGCUGUUUGACGUGUGUAGUAAAAUAAAACUAUGUUGCCGGAUUAUCAGUUGCCAUGAGUAGAGCAAAAUAAAAAGAAAACGAUUAGAAAAUGGUAAGCUAGGAGAGGAGGGAAAUAUAUUAUUUACUUGCCAACGAAUGAACACGAAAAGAAAAGCAAAAAGGCAUUCUUAUUACAACAAUCAGUAAGAAGAAUAAUUAUAUUUAAACAAGAGUAAACCAGAACACAUAAUAAUCCGAACGCGAAAUGGUUAAAUAGUGUAGAAAGCAUUAGAAACAAUCCAACUUAUAUAGCAACACCUAUACAGCAGCAUACAUGAAAACAAUCGUAACAUCAGCAAAAAAAUACUAAGUUUCAUUUUAGUAGUUAAAACACUGAGCGAAAAGUUCACUAUUUCAUUAAAACAGAUACCAGAUGCAGCCGUUAUAAAGAAUUGCGGUUCUUGAACGUCAAAUGUUCAUCUAACUGUACGGUUUGUGUUGUGGGCUUUUGCUGAGUGUAUUUUGGAACAAUAUAUUUCCAUAUUUCAAGGCAGUUCGCUGCAUAAAAUUUUUAAUGGCAUCUGUAAUGUAAGGCGCAAGAUAUUUAACUGCGUUGUUUCAUGUUACCAGACCGGCGUCCGACGGCCGGCUAUGUUGACCAGCUCGGAAAAUUAUUCUCAAAAAAUCCUGUUUCUUAUUUUGAUUGAUACAAUCAUUCGACCAAAGCGUUUUCAAAAAUUCGUCCUUACGGGAUGUUAAGCACAAAAAGGCAUGCCAAACUACACAACGAUUGUAGCAUUGUCAACAUUCUAGUCACACAAAACUUAGUCUUGGUGAUAUAGUUCCCUACAGCGACAUCGUUGAAAAUGAAUGUUACAUUCAAUAUCGUUUUCCAACAACCAUGAGGAAACUCCGCUGUCAGUGUAGGGUAGUGAUCUUAUUUUACACCUAUUCUAAUCCCUGCCGCCAGUGUGUAUCCGAAGGAUCAAUAUACAGGAAAUUUUAUUAUUUUCCUGCGUUUGAAAUAAUCUGUGUGCUGUAGUGGAUCAAGAUAUCAUUUUCGCCAAGAAAACCAUAUGAAUCCAUACCAAAACCAUUCGCAAAAAAUAGCAAACGAAAUGGAAGCUACGAAACCAGACAUAAAUAAACAAACAUUAAAACAACUAAAAUGACCACAACCAACCAGAUCGAAGUUGGUUUACCAUUAGUGGUGAAAUUAUUUCCGGAUCUUUUAAUAUGAAUGUGAAUGUGCCCUUAUAAACUAAAGGGUAACCGAUUCAGUAGCAAAAACACAGCAAAAACAGCUACGGAUACGACGAUAUCAGUGCUAAAUGAGAUAAACAGAGAAUUGAACGAACGGGAUAUCCUAACAGGCACAUACACAGACACACACACAAAAUGGAACAGUUGAUUAAAUGUGUUAUUAUAUAUAUGAAAGAAUGUAUUUAUUUUAAUUUAUAUACACUGAGAUGGAGAUGCGAACGAUAGUAAGCAAGAAAGCGAGAGCGAAUGAGAAAAGUAUGGCGAGCGUGAAUGAAAAACAAAAACACGGUGCAGUGGACCGGACUGCGAAUUUGAGUAAAACGGCAAGAGAUAAAAAUGAGUGAAAAAGAUGAAAAUCUAAAAAAAAACUUAUAUUAAGAGAAACAAAGUGAAAGUGCUGCAGUGACAAAGGAUGAAACUAUUUCCAAGUGAAAAAAUGAAGCAAAC